GAGGUGGGGCUCGUCCGUGGUGCUGGGCGGGCAUGAGGGGCGUGUGUGUACGCGUGUAUAGUGCAUCGUCCAUGGAGGAGUGUCGUCCCCUGUGGAUUGAAACAGCUCGUAUGGCAGGCCUAAUGACCUAAGAAUUUUCUCACUAGACCCAGGAACGCGGAGAGGACAACAACAACCUUAGUCCUGUUCCCCGCACAUAAAAGCCAAGGCUGGAAAACAAAAGAGUAUAAUACACAACAGAAAGAGAUUGAUUCAACAGACAAAGUGCAGAGAAAAGCAAAGCGGAUUAAAACUGAGUGCAACAGAGAUUCAGAGACAGAGAGAGAGGGUCGUUGAAAGAAACAGGGAUAGAAGUUUGAGGUAGACAUGAAGUCGCUGUUCAAGAAGCUUGCCGGUCGCCACCAGUCUCAUCCACGCACUCCGCCACAGAGCAAAAGAAGAUCGUCUUCCGAGUCUUCUCCUCCUCCUGAGCAACCUGUCUCUCUGUCUGCCAACCAAGUCAGAGCUUUAAUGGUCUCCAGUGCUGUUCAUGGGAGGUCCAGUGUCAUAGAGACAGUGGAUGGCCAACUCCCGGAGAAUAGCAAACACCGCCGAACAAGUAGUGAGGUAGCACCCUUCAACCAGCCCAGACAUGCUCGUGUCUACAGCCACAGAGCCAGGGCACACAAUGUACGUCUCCGCCGCAACGACUCGGACCCUGACCUCCGACUGCGGCUGAAGCAACAGCAAUCCGUACCUCUCGACUUGGCAGCGAGAGAUUCAACAAUGCUGAGGUCGAGUUCAGUGGAUAAUCUGGACGAUCUCAACGAGACUGAGAAGGUGGUCUAUAGAUGGCGAGGUCAUCGCAGGCAGCCGUCGUCAUCAGACACUCCUCCGCCCGAAGUGGUCGAUCCAGAGCUCAUUCGACGGGAACUACAGAAUCCAGUCAGAGCCACAUACAACCCUCGAAAUGUUGAGUGUUUGGUGGCAGUACUUGAGAGAGCCAAAGGCCUGGAGGUGAACUCUCUGGACAAGACUGGUGAGGCUCCCCUCCACUCUCUGGUGAAGAGAGAGAGGAGGGACAGAGUGGGUGUGGUCCUGGCUCUACUGGUACACAGCGACGCCGACAUUCAUCUCAAGACCCCCCGAGGUGCCACACCCCUCCAUCUUGCCGUUGAGACAGGAGAUGCUUUUCUGGUGAAGACUCUGUUGGUCUUCGGAGCCAACAUUAACGAGCAGGGGCUCAACGACUUUACCCCUCUCGACCUUGCCAUCCACUGCCAGUGCUCCGAGGUGGAGAAAGUUCUACUGGAGCAUGGAGCAAAAGGGAGCGCCAAACUCAUAGUCAUGCAGCAACAACCAAGUGUGGUACCCUCUCUCUACUCACUUGACCAGUCUCUCUCGAGACCUGGUCACGGCCAGCGCCUCAAGACCUGCGACAGGCUCCAAGAGUACAUCCAGCGGCGGGGAACGGCCAAACUCUACCAGGAGCUGGAGAACUACGUGAACCAGAGACUCUCUCUGUCUCUAUCUCUCGGGAGGAACGGAGCUGAUGAGCUGAUGGCCAUCGCUCACCAGCAGAAAGAGAUGCAGCACUUCAACAAGACACUCAAGAAGAAAUCGCCCAGGGACAACCCAAUACUGGCAGGACUAGAGGGAGGCAGCAGGCUACUGUUCCUUGAUGGAGGUGGGAUGAAGGGGCUGUCUCAAAUCGAGGCUCUAAUUCAACUGGAAGAGGCUACUGGAAGAAAGACCACUGAGCUGUUUGACUGGAUCGUUGGCACGUCAACUGGAGGAAUCAUUGCCCUGGCUCUGGUCUAUGCCAAGCUCCCCCUGUCGCAAGUGAGACAGCUCUACUUCAGACUCAAGAACAAGGUGUUUGCCAAGGCACGGUUUGGGGUGGUCUACAGUGCCGAUGAGCUGGAGAAGAUCUUGAGAGAAGUGUUUGGCGACAUGACUAUGGACCAGGUCCUACAGCCAAAGGAAACACGUGACUAUAGCACAACUUUCAUCUCACUGCAGGGUUCUGGUUGCAGCGGUUGACAAAUCGACAACCAACCCUGAGCUUAGGUUCUUUAACAACUGUUUUGGAGAUGGAUUCGAUGAAGAGCUGGUGUGGAAGGUAGGUCGCUACACGUCUGCCUCCCCGAUCUUCUUUGGAGAGUUUGAGAACUACGUAGACGGAGGUGUCCUGGCCAACAACCCCUGCGACUGUGGCCUCACUGCCAUACAAAACUUCUACCGGUUGCAGGGAGAGAGACUCCUCAUAUCAAUGGUCGUUUCGAUUGGGACGGGGCAGUAUCCUCCUGAGGUACUGGGGAAGGUGGAUGCCCAGGAGUUCCUGUUCUUUGGAAAGCACUGGUUCAAGCUGGGGAAGUUGAUGGACAGGGCCACAAAUCUCAUCUCACUCCUCUCCAAUGCUUUGGUGAACUCAGAGCUAGUUGCAAAGAACUGCAAGAGCAGAUGCGAGGAGUUGGGGAUUCCAUACUUUCGACUCAGUCCCAAACUCAACACUGUGGUGGCUGCAGGUGAAACAGACAAUGAGAAACUGGUGGACAUGAUUCUCCAGACCAAACUCCAAGUGAAGGACCAGGGACUCAAUGGCAUUGUCCAGAUGUUCAUGCUCACUGCAGAGUGCAGUAGAAGAAUCCUGGCCUCUGGAGGGGGGACACCCUCAUGUGCUACCAUCACAGAAUCCAGUCAAGACUAACACACGUUUAAUUGUUUAUCUCCUUUGGCACUCUUUGAUGAAUGCUACUAGACCUUCUGCAUUUUUAACUUCAGUCAUCGCCUUAUACUACGGCAGUACUUUUUGUCAUCCUUUCUCUCUUUUAAUAUCACUCAUAAGAACGCAAGUUUAAGUAUUUCCUGCUUACAAAGCAUCACUCUUCGUCAUUUUCAAGUGUAUGGCAGUGUAUGAACCGUGUAAUUAUGGUAUAAUAAUAGUAAAAACACUGCUUUUACAAACAAAAUACCUGCUAAUACCUGCAGGAGAUAAUGUAGUGUGAAAAGAGCAAAUCAAUGCAAUAUUUAUUUCAACUAUUCACAAAUGCAACUGUUCCCAUCAUGCAUCUUUGCCAUAACCUUUUGCUCUGGACUUACAGCUAUAAGACAUGUAGUUAUAAUAUACAA
This is a messenger RNA of Geodia barretti, 3111 nucleotides long. The record is from the annotation of a GenBank genome assembly. NCBI's taxonomy places the organism in Eukaryota, Metazoa, Porifera, Demospongiae, Tetractinellida, Geodiidae.